Messenger RNA from Coffea eugenioides, 2882 nucleotides. RefSeq names its product probable inactive leucine-rich repeat receptor-like protein kinase At3g03770. The transcript is spliced from 7 exons. Lineage: Eukaryota; Viridiplantae; Streptophyta; Magnoliopsida; Gentianales; Rubiaceae. Gene Ontology annotation, biological process: protein phosphorylation. Gene Ontology annotation, molecular function: protein kinase activity; ATP binding; protein binding. The record is from RefSeq and is a predicted model, not a curated record. The coding region runs from base 279 to 2618 and encodes 779 amino acids.
GCAUGUAUUUUACGCCUUUACAAGCAUUUCUUGCAACUCCAGUCACUUCUGUUGAACAGUUCCAUCUUCUGUGCAAUCCAAUUGUAGCAGUGAAAUACAUCAAUUUCUGGCAUGCACAUCUGUGACAGUGAUUGCCCUUAAUCUAUUUCUGCACCUGUCCCAAGCACUAUGAGUAUUACUUGGUAAAUUCUGCAAGAUAUGAAUGUGAAGUUUGGUAGCUCAUUUUGAUACUUUACAAUUGCAAGUUUGCAACUCAAGUUCAGUCUUUGAGAGCGAUAAUGGCAGAAUCAGCACAUAUUCGUAGUCUUCUGGUUUUCAUGGUUUUCUAUCUGGUUCAUUACUCAGACCAAUCGCAGCCUUCUCAAUAUCAAGCCCUCUUGAGAAUCAAGCACCAGCUGAACUUUCCUGCAGAGAUAAGCAGCUGGACUGAAAAUACAGACUUCUGCAACGGUGAACCUAACUCCUUUUUAACUCUUGUUUGCUAUGAAGAUAGCAUAACUCAGUUGCAUGUUGAAGGAAAUAGUUUCUUCCCUCAACUGUCUCAGGAUUUCUCAACGGUUGACCUCUUCUUCAACUUGCUUAGUCUGCCAAACUUGAAAGUUCUCUCCUUGGUAUCCUUAGGCUUGAGGGGAGAAUUGCCUUCAACUAUUGGAAAUUUGAGUUCUUUAGAAAUAGUGAAUAUUAGUUCAAAUUACUUUGAAGGAAGCAUUCCUACAGAGAUUUUUAAGUUGAAGAACCUCCAAAGUCUUGUAAUGGAUCACAACAAGUUCACAGGUCAGGUUCCGGAUUGUCUUGGUAGGCUACCACUUUUAGCUGUUCUGAGUUUGAAGAAUAACUCACUCCGUGGUUCAGUACCAACUUCUGUAUCAAGUUUAGAAACUCUCAGGACUCUAGUGCUUUCUACUAAUAUGUUAUCUGGGGAAGUGCCUAGCCUUCAGAAUUUAGCAAACCUUCAAGUUCUUGAUCUGGAAGGUAACAAACUUGGACCUCAUUUCCCAAGGCUGCCCACCAAAUUGGUUUCUUUGGUGCUUAGAAAGAACAAUUUUAUUUAUGCAAAAUUAAAUGAAUUGAGCUCUUUUUUUCAACUACAGAAUCUGGACAUUUCUUUAAAUCAAUUUGUUGGCCCUUUUGCACCAUCUCUGCUCUCCUUACCUUCUCUAACUUACUUGGAUAUUGCUGGGAACAAAUUCACUGGAAGGCUUUUAGAGGGCACGUCUUGUAAUGCAGAACUUCAUUUUGUUAAUAUUUCAUCAAAUCGUUUGACGGGGGUUUUGCCAACUUGUUUAGAAUCAAAUGCUAAGAGUAGGACUGUCCUGUAUGCUAGGAACUGUCUGUCAGAGAGUUAUCAAAAUCAGCAUCCUUACUCUUUCUGUCAUAACGAAGCUCUGGCUGUUAGUGUCUUACCUCAUAAGCAGGAAAAGGAAACGCAUAGUAAAGCAGUUCUUGCGUCAAGUAUGGUAGGAGGGAUCAUUGGAGCAAUCUUACUUCUUGGUCUAGCUUUGCUGAUUAUCAGAAGGGAAUAUGGAAAACAGAAAAUAAAUAAAGUACCUCACGCAAGACUAAUAAUGGAAAAAGUUUCACCAGCUAUCACACUGAAGGUUCUCAAGGAUGCAAGUUAUAUAUCUGAAACAAGGAAGUUGGGACCACUUGGACUUCCCCCUUAUAGAACCUUUGUUCUGGAUGAGCUUAAGGAGGCUACUAAUAACUUCAGUGCAUUAAAUCUUAUUGGUGAUGGUUCUCAUGGACAGGUUUACAAAGGAUUGCUCACAGACGGUACUCUUGUUGCUAUCAGAUGCUUGAAAAUGAGAAAGAGACACAGCAUCCAGACCUACACUCACCAUCUUGAGCUAAUUUCAAAACUUAGACACAGCCAUUUAGUUAGUGCUCUCGGCCACUGCUUUGAUUGCUACCCAGAUGAUUCAAGCGUCAACAAGAUACUUGUUGUAUUUGAACAUGUGCCCCAUGGAACACUUAGAGGUUUUGUAUCAGCAUUUUCUGCAGAUGGCCAUCUGCAACAAAAAUUGACUUGGACACAGAGAAUGGCAGCUGCAACUGGGGUUGCUAAGGGAAUCCAAUUUCUUCACACAGGCAUGGUGCCUGGUAUAUUUUCAAAUCAGUUGAAGAUAACAGAUACUUUGAUGGAUCAUGAUUUCCAUGUGAAGAUUAGUAAAUACAAUCUGCCUUUGUUAGCUGAAAAUGGGAGACCGGAAUGUGUUACUAUUUCUUCCAUUGGAUCAAAGGAAAAAGUUGGCCACAGGUUAAGGUAUGAGGAGAAAGACGAUGUAUUUGACUUUGGUGUAAUUUUACUGGAAAUCAUCGUGGGAAGGGCAAUUGUAUCUCAAAAUGAUAUAAAUGUGUCCAAUGAUAUUUUACUAGUGAGUUUAACAGCAGAUGACAUUGCUCGGAGGAGUAUUGUUGAUCCCAUUAUCAGCAAGGAAUGCUCAGAUGCAUCAUUGAAGAUUCUCAUUCAGCUUUGUCUAAAGUGUCUGUCAAAUGUGCCAUCUGACCGGCCUUCUGUAGAGGAUGUGCUCUGGAACUUGCAAUUUGCAGCUCAAGUUCAGGAUUCAUGGCAUCGUGACUCCAGCAGCAACCAUGGAUCACCAAUUCACUUUUGUUGAAAGAAGGCUAUCAGAGUAAAAUCUGUCAGAAAAGCACGAUCUUAUGUACAGUUGUAACAUAGUACUGCUUCACAACUCGGACAGCUUAUCAAGAACAGCUCUCUGAUGCUCACUUUUUUUUUUUUUUUGUGCACGACAACAUGAAUGAAUGGUUUACUUUGUAGUGCCCUGUUACCUUGAGAGAAUCCCUGCAUAAGAGAAGGCUCCACAGGCCGUGACAACUACAGUAUUUAUAAUGGAUUUACCUACUAAUUUUUUUUCUGA